GAGUAAAAAUGUUAACAUAAGAUUAAACAAACAUACCCGAAAAUAGCAGGUAAAUUUAACAGUAGUAAUGUAAAAUUAUUGUACAGUAUCUAUAAAAUUUUUAAUUAUUCACACAAAUAAAAAAUUAACAAAUACUGCAAACUAUUUGUAAAAAAAGAAAAAGGUUAACAAAAAACAACAAAAAAAUGAGGCUCUCCUUCUCAUAAAUUCCAUAUUCCUCUGUUUUUCUUCUUUUAUUUUUUUCAUAAAAGAAUAGAAAGAAAGAAAACAAAUGAGUUGACGACAAAAACUACUACCACGCAUUGUCUACUAACGUUACCCCCCAUUUGUUGUGGAGUUCUUCAAAGCUUCAUUUCCUUCUUCAUUUCUCUCUCUUCCUCCUCCUUUUCUAACUUAUUACAAUCAAAAACCCAAUUUUUAGAAAGAAAACAGAGGCUUAGAUUGAGAAAUUCGAGCUAUUUGAUCAAAAAGUUCUCAACUUUUUAGGGGGCUUUUUAUGGGUUUUGAUUGAAUUGCAAAACCCAGAAAUAGUUUGGUGUUAUUCAAUCAAAUUUCACAUCUUUCAAGCUUUUCAUGGUAGUUUCCUCUGUUUUUUCCCUUUUCAUGGUAAUAUCUGAUCUAUCUUGUUUCAGAAGUUUCUGUUUUUUCUUGCUUUAGUUCAUGCUCUUUAUUCUAUCAAAAACCCUUGUUCAAUUUUACCUGUUAAAUCCCAUUUUAUAUAGUUACUUAUUUGUUUGAUUGUUUUGGGUUAUUCUGAUUUUGAUAGUUUAAAAUUCCCUUUUUUUUGGGAUUGUUUGAUUGAAUAAGGAUAAAAAUUUUGUGGGGUUUGGGGUGUAAUUGUUAAUGGGACCAAUGCUUCAAGAUGAUGGAUCAUCAGUAACUUCAUCUUCACCCCUUCAAUUUUUCUCUAGAAUGUCACCAAAUAUAGGUUCAUCACAUCCUUGGCUUAGAGAAUUGAAACCUGAAGAAAGGGGUCUUUAUUUGAUACAUUUGUUAUUAGCUUGUGCAAACCAUGUCUCUAAUGGUAGCCUAGAUAAUGCAAACUUAGCCCUAGAGCAAAUCUCGCACCUCGCCGCGCCUGAUGGCGAUACAAUGCAGCGAAUUGCUGCUUAUUUUGCUGAAUCCCUUUCUGAAAGGGUGCUUAAAUCAUGGCCAGGCAUAUAUAGAGCCCUUCAGUUUACUAGAAUGCCUGUUGUUUCAGAGGAAAUUCUUGCUAGGAAGCUGUAUUUUGAGCUGUUUCCCUUCUUAAAGCUUGCUUUCGUGGUAACGAAUCAAUCGAUUCUUGAAGCAAUGGAUGGUGAAAAGAUGGUUCAUAUUAUUGAUCUUAAUGCAUCAGAACCUGCACAAUGGAUUGCACUUAUUCAGGCCUUGAGUGCGAGGCCUGAAGGUCCGCCUCAUUUGAGAAUAACCGGUGUUCAUCAACAGAAAGAGGUGUUAGAACAAGUAGCUCAUAGGUUAAUUGAUGAAGCUGAGAAGUUGGAUUUGCCAUUUCAGUUUAAUCCUGUAGUGUGCAAAUUGGAGAAUCUUGAUGUCGAAAAGCUUCGUGUUAAGACCGGUGAGGCUUUAGCUAUAAGCUCGGUCCUGCAGCUUCAUACCCUUUUGGUCACUGAUGAUGAAACACUAAGGAAAAGUUCAUCUUUAGGAUUGUUUAAUCAUGUAAAUGGGGCUAACGGAGGAAAUGCAAAUAGGCGUAGUAGCCCGAGUAAUGAUUCUGCUUCAUCAUCACCUACCUCGGUUAAUGCUUCUGCAAAGAUGGAUGGUUUUCUUGCUGCUUUGUGGGGGUUAUCACCGAAGAUUAUGGUGAUAACUGAGCAAGAUUCAAAUCAUAAUGGGUCUGGACUAAUGGAAAGAUUGUCCGAGGCAUUGUACUUUUAUGCUGCAUUGUUCGACUGCUUAGAGAGUACCUUACCAAGAGCAUCGCUUGAGCGAAGGAAAGUAGAGAAGAUGCUUCUAGGGGAAGAGAUCAAGAAUAUUAUCGCGUGUGAAGGAGGGGAAAGAAGAGAAAGGCAUGAGAAGCUCGAUAGGUGGAUGCAAAGGCUCGAUAUGGCUGGAUUUAGAAGUGUUCCAUUGAGCUAUAUGGGCAUGUUGCAAGCACGGCGAUUGCUGCAAGGGUGUAGUUGUGAUGGUUAUAGAAUUAAGGAAGAGAAUGGAUGUGUUAUUAUCUGCUGGCAAGAUCGCCCCCUUUUUUCGGUAUCAGCAUGGAGAUGUAAGAGGUGAAAUCGAUACGAUUUGAUAGUGUGUUGUUGGUUUAGCUUCUUUUCAAUCUUUGUAUGAAUAGUUUUGUUAGCUAGCAGAUGUAUACCAGUAAAUCAUAUGAGGAAGCAACCUCUUUAUGAUCUUUUAUUUAGCAUUGGGUUUGCCUUCUUUAUUUCUUUUUAUCUUUUUUUUUUUUUUUUUUUUUUUUUUUUUUUUUUUUUUUGGUUUCUUGUGUUUUUUGGUGUGUAUAUUGUAUCAAUUUGAGCAAGUUACUCCUAUUAACAUUU
Messenger RNA from Chenopodium quinoa (quinoa), 2483 nucleotides. RefSeq names its product scarecrow-like protein 3. NCBI's taxonomy places the organism in Eukaryota, Viridiplantae, Streptophyta, Magnoliopsida, Caryophyllales, Amaranthaceae. The coding region runs from base 844 to 2217 and encodes 457 amino acids. Gene Ontology annotation, cellular component: nucleus. The transcript has a single exon. Gene Ontology annotation, biological process: regulation of DNA-templated transcription. Gene Ontology annotation, molecular function: DNA-binding transcription factor activity; sequence-specific DNA binding. The record is from RefSeq and is a predicted model, not a curated record.